Messenger RNA from Rhododendron vialii, 1099 nucleotides. RefSeq lists its product as uncharacterized. The transcript is spliced from 4 exons. NCBI's taxonomy places the organism in Eukaryota, Viridiplantae, Streptophyta, Magnoliopsida, Ericales, Ericaceae. The coding region runs from base 293 to 1099 and encodes 268 amino acids. The record is from RefSeq and is a predicted model, not a curated record.
UGCCAGAGAGGGUGAGCCAGUUGGUAGACGAGGCUGGCUUCGGGCAGUUUAUACAGAUCCUGACACCAGUCAAGAAUGACCAUGCCAUCCUAGUUGCACUUGCUGAAAGGUGGAGGGAUACCACCAAUACCUUCCACUUGCCACCUGGGGAGAUGAUAGUGACACCGACGACUUUACAGCGAUUACUGGUUUGAGAGUUGGAGGAAAGCCUAUCCCAUUUGAAACGGGCAUACAUAGGGAUGAGGAGGCCUUGAGGUGGUUCUUGGGAGAAGUACCUCACUUGGACCAGGAGAUGAUGAAGUAUGAGCAAUUCAAGAGGUAUUUUAAAAAGAAGGUGACCACUGCGCAAGAGGCGGAGCAAAUGGCCAGAGCAUAUCUGAUGUACUUGUUUGGUGCCUCUCUAUAUCCAAGCAAGCGUAGCAGGGUGCAGCUAUCACAAUUGCCAGCUUUGAGAGACUUGAGGACAACUUCACGCUUGGACUGGGGUGGAGCAGCGCUUGGCACAGUCUAUGCUUUCAUGGGAAAUGCGUCAAGAACAGAGCAAGCGAUAGCUGGGUACUGGAGGAUAUGGGAGCUCUGGGCAUACGAGGUUCUGAACAUGUGUCGUCCAGCAACCAAAUGUCAAGACUUGAGAAUCCUCCCGCAUGCACAUGUCUGGAGCAAGAAGAACAUGGGGGAGAAGAAAGGGAAAGGAGACCUGGAUGGCUUCCGUAUAUAUCUAAACGAGCUUCAUGCGACCUCUGGAAUAGAGCCAGAGCCUAAGUACUUGGCCAGGAGCAGGGUCGUCACAGCGAACCAGUGGCAUGAUUUGCCUAAGUUCCAAGUGCGAGGGCCACUUCCACCCCGUGCUUCACACACUGGAGAGUAUACACUAGCGGAGUUGGAGGAGUUCACACAGCCUGACACUGACUUGGCACGCUACCUGCAACCUGAAUGUGACUAUGCCACUUACCAAAGAGAACACUGGUGGGGCCACUCAGAGUUCGGGAUUUCAGAGAUGUUCGGAGUCAGGUGCAAGGAGUUGCUGAGGAGAGGAGAGCUGCCACGGAGAGGGAAAGAGGAGGUGAGGGCCAUGUCAAACGGGGUCCGAGUGGUCUAA